Chelonus insularis is the source of this 3169-nucleotide messenger RNA. It is a transcript of the gene dgo, whose product is annotated as ankyrin repeat domain containing protein 6 diego. Gene Ontology annotation, molecular function: protein binding. Bases 607 to 2997 code for a protein of 796 amino acids. The record is from RefSeq and is a predicted model, not a curated record. Lineage: Eukaryota; Metazoa; Arthropoda; Insecta; Hymenoptera; Braconidae. The transcript has 9 exons.
UUUUCAAGUUAGAAGUUAGUAGAUUUAUGUUAUUAAUUUGAAUUUAAUAAUCAAUUAUUAUAAUAUAAUAACAUGAAGUGUCACCAUGAUACAUGUAACGAUGGUAUAAUGAUGCUCUCAAGUUAAUUAACGUAACUAAAAAUUUUGCAAGUGUUGAAAUUCUUUUUUAUUAUUAAAACAGACGCCAUGACGCUUUCAAUAUUUUUGGCCUAUAUAUUGAUUACUUUGCAAAACAUAUAUGUAGAUCGUGGUCAACGUUAAAAUAUUUAAUUGACUGAAAGUUAAGAAUGGUUAUUUUUAUAGUGUUUACUGCAAGUUAGUGUCAUUUUUUAUGAUAAAUUUUUUGUGAAUACCUAGAAUCAAGUUCAAAUACGUGUUUGUGAAUAUUCACGAGUAUCUAACGGAAUAUGAAAUUUUACGAUCAUGAAACAAGAAUAUAUUUGAUCAUUAUGAGUGUAUAAAGUGCUAUAGUGAUUUUUUAUGCAUCUAUUGUGUUAUUAAAAUAUCUAAGAGCGUGUAAUGUUGCUAAGAGUAAAAAAAUAUGGAUUAAUCAACUAAAAAGUAACUCAUCAGAAUGUGUUAGAAAGAUAUCAAUGCAUUAUUGGAAUGGCAGAAAAGAUACAGGAAGCAGCUGCACGUGGAGAUACAGCUAAAUUAUCUAGGCUUUUAGAUGAAGGUGCUAAACCUCUUCCUGAUGAGCAUGGUCGUAGUCCUUUAUUAAUUGCUGCAGCUUCUGGUCACGUAGAUGCCUGUAAAAUCCUCAUUCUUCACGGAGUUGACGUUAAUGGGACUGAUAAUACUGGAGUAACUCCAUUGCAAAAGGCUGCUGCAGAAGGUCAUUUAGAAGUAGUUGAACUUCUUUUACAACAUGGUGCUGAUGUUGCUCACCAGGAUAAUGUUCAUGGAAACUCGGCUCUUCACGAAGCCUGUUGGCGAGGAUUCAGCAGAACUGUGGCGGCAUUAGCGAAAGCCCUCGGGACACAUCGUGGUCCUUUGCACGCAAGGAAUUUUUCCGGAUUUGCACCGCUGCAUUUAGCAUGUCAAAAUGGCCAUAAUCAAAGUUGCCGAGAGCUACUUCUUGCCGGCUGUAAUCCUGACCUUCAAAAUAAUUGUGGCGACACUCCUCUUCAUACUUCCGCCAGAUAUGGUCAUGCAGGAGUUACAAGAAUUCUCAUAUCCGCUUUGUGCCGAGUUUCAGAUCAAAAUAAAAAUGGAGAUACUGCAUUACACAUUGCAUCAGCAAUGGGUCGAAGGAAGCUGACCCGAAUUUUAUUAGAAGCCGGAUGUGAUCGAAGUCUUCGCAAUAAACAAGGAGAAACAGCGAAAGAUAUAGCACGGCGUAAGAAUCUCUCUGAAAUCCUAGAAAUCAUAAAUAAAUCACGUUGUAAAAGUCGAUCACGAUCUAAAAAUCGUGAUGAUCAAGUGGAUGCCUUGAUAACACCCGAGUCUAACAGCAAAACUGGUAAGAAACGUGAAAAAACUAGUAGUGGAACAAGUGGAAGUAGAGAGGAAGGUUUAAAGAAAGACAAGAAGAAGCAGAAGAAUGGCAAAGAGCAUAAAGUUCAUUUUGAAAAAGGAAUAGGCGGUAGACAAUGGUCACCAUAUGGAUGUCAUUAUUAUCCAGAUCCUGAAUCUUUUCCUUCCCCAAAACUAGACUCUCUUCCACCUGAUCCAUUGGGACGUGGUGAACAGUAUUAUCUAGAUCUAGCAGGAAAUAUAAGAAAAGGUCCAGUAGGUGUUGGAUACACUUGCUAUUGUGCUCCGUUUUUCCGACAUAUGGAAGCCAAAUUAAAAAGAGAUAAAGCAGAACUUGAAGCUCAUAUUGAGCAAGCCCAUGAAAGAUUAGAUCUUAAAGUUGCAAAUCUUGAACGAAGAACACGAGGACAAAUAUCUGAGUUAACCAGAUGUGUUGCAGCAGAAAGAUCAAGGUGUGAAGAAAAACAUGCUCAAAUGAAACGUUGGUUAAAUCGAGGAGGUCAAGGAAGGCAUUCAGAACGUCCUUCUAGAUCGCAUUUAGUUGAGGACCAAGCUCCAACAAGAGCCAGAUCUCUCGAGGAUCUCUUAGAUGAUCGACCAAACGAUCGAAGUUUUGAAAUCCCUGGAGAAACAUCCGGACAUCGAGGUAGUCUGGAUAACUUGGACAUUCCCGCUAUUCCUCGACUUAGUAAAUCACUUAAAGAUCUGCCAGUCGACAACAGUAGUGCAAAAAUAAAGUUAAAAGUUAUCGAUUCUCCUAGAUUGAAUGAAACUUUUGAUGGCGUAAUGGGAAGAGAUAAAAAAUUAAAAGCUACUGCAUCUCCAAUUAGUUUGAAACAGAUAAAUCAGCACAAAGCAGUGAAUGAAGUAGAAUGCGAUGAUCGUGAUGGCAGUAAGAAGUCUAGUAAAGAUGCUACAAAUUCUUGGGAAGUAUCUCCAAGUCGGAGAAGUGUUCAUGAGAUGAUAAAACGGUUUCAACAAGUCCCUGGAAUGCAUAAUGGCUGGAGGGGACCACGUUCAGUGAGUAGUGAACCUACUAGUCCUGAUAAUAGUUCUUGCUUGCAGAAUCGAUUACAAACGCAAGGGCAAUCUAAUGGUUGGCAUGCUGAACGACAAGAUAAUGAAAGUGAGAGCAGUGAAGUCGAAGAAGAUGCAGAUACUACAAAAAAAAUCAAUGCAAAUGCUUUAAAGCACAUUGGAAUUCCUGAAGAUACAAAUUAUGAUUCAAUUGCAAAAAUGCCGUACCGUUCACGUAAUGGAGUUUAUAGUCCUACUCCACCUUUGCAUGAUGCACAUAAUGACUCCGGAUAUAGCACUCGAAUGUACGGAUCUAGCAAAGGAGCUUCGCCCUUAUUGUCAGGUCAAUUAGAUUGUGAUGUGAUUCUACAAUCUCGUGGAAAUUUUCCUAGUCGAGAACAAUUAGCUGCAUUGUUAGAGCAACCUCGAGGCCAUGAUUUAACAGUUUACGAACGAAGUGCUGAUAAUGUUGUCAUAAACAUCGGCACUGCAAGUCUUGUUUGAUAAAUGAUAUAUUAAAUAAAUAAAUGAAGACAAUCAAAAGCAUCUGGUUCUAACAUAUUUACUACAUCGUUGCAAUACAACCUAAAAUGUAUGAGUUGUUGCCAUACAUAAAAAUAAGUCAGUUAUUUAUUUUUUAUUAAUACAAUUAAUAAAAUAUAUACAUUAAAUUGAA